Desarmillaria tabescens is the source of this 4402-nucleotide messenger RNA. RefSeq lists its product as uncharacterized. Lineage: Eukaryota; Fungi; Basidiomycota; Agaricomycetes; Agaricales; Physalacriaceae. Gene Ontology annotation, cellular component: endoplasmic reticulum. Bases 100 to 4320 code for a protein of 1406 amino acids. The record is from RefSeq and is a predicted model, not a curated record. The transcript has 25 exons. Gene Ontology annotation, biological process: phosphatidylcholine metabolic process. Gene Ontology annotation, molecular function: phosphatidylcholine lysophospholipase A1 activity.
CGCUUCCUCUUUUGGCCUCUCUUGGAUUUGCGCAGACGCUUGAUGCAUAAGGGAGUCGAGCACUCGCCACGAUAGCGAUCUCUUUCGACAUAAUAGAGGAUGGAAUCAGUCGCUGAACAAGUCGACCCCCAUCCAUUGGUAUCCUUGGUGUCGGCAUGCUUCUGGGUAAUACUAUGGCUUUUGUCUUGGGUGAAAGCUUUGGUGGCAUUCUCGACAAUAACAGUACCCCGGCUCAUAUAUGCUGUCCUAUCCUAUUCCAUGACACUUACGCUCAACUUUUGGUCGUUUGCGAUCAUGUUCGCACUGUCUGCCGUGGCAUUGAAUUAUUGGAUCCGAUUCCGAUAUCUCAACGAUUAUACUCAGCUUAAAGAACCUCCGCUAGUGAAGCCAGAUGCAACGGAGUUACAUCCUGAUGUGAAUACAGAUCCAGCACCUACAUUUCAUAACUACCUUGACGAUUUCCUACAAGCCGUACGCGUAUUUGGUUUCCUCGAAAAACCCGUUUUCCAUGAGUUGGCUCGGCAUCUUCAAACUCGACGUUUAAUAGCAGGGGAUAGUAUGUCACUCGAACAGGACAAGAGCUUCUACUGUGUCGUAGACGGCACGGUUCAAGUUUUUGCACACACCGGUCAGCCUGAUCAAGAACAGCAAGGGUUCUGGGACCAUGAAGACAUGAACGGAUAUCAGUUGCUCAAUGAAGUGGGGAGCGGGGGCACCCUCUCCAGCUUAUUUACUAUCCUCAGCCUUUUUACAGAGGAUGUCAAAAUGAGCUGGCAAAAUGAUCACAAUGAAAGUUCGACCGUUCCUAAAGCCUUUUCUGCUCCCCAAAAAUCACAGCACGACAACGCAGACGUGUCACGUUUCGAUUUGGGACAGAAUACACGUACACGGCGCUCAUCGAUCUCCUCCACCGCUUCGACCGUUCAUCCUUUUGAAGUUGUGACACCUAAUCAUCCGGAAUACACGAGGUCUAUGUCGCCUAUACCUGAUGACGAUGACGAAACUACCGCAUCACUGCCAAGGUCCCACAAUUCUCAUACUCGACAUACUCGGAUACACGAAGGGGUGGUUGCUCGCGCAAGUGAGGAUAGCACCCUUGCUGUCAUACCGGCCGAGGCGUUCCGUCGUCUAACCAAGAAGUAUCCAAAGGCUACCGGUCAUAUUGUUCAAGUCAUUUUAACACGAUUUUCUCGGGUAACGUUUAAUGCCGCCCACAAAUAUCUCGGCUUGACAAGUGAAGUUCUUCGUACUGAGAAAGCUAUUAAUGAUAUCGCCUGUCAUCCGUUGCCUCCGUCUUUCUAUGAGGGUGGCGGUUUACAAUAUCUUCGACAACGGUUUGAUGGGGCCAGUACUACCGAUAGCGACACCGAUUAUCUCAACGCCUCAGAAUCCACCAACACUAUAUCCGGGAGGACUCUUUCGGAAUCUCCGAGGGCGUCGAAGGUGCAAUUGAACGAUCCGCCCCGUCCUACUCGGCUCGCAUCAUCUACAUCACAGACAUUCAAAACACAUGGACGAAAUAGUGUUCAAGCUGGGGAUCUACUCAGUUCUACAACCCACGCUGGCGACAUCUACAGGCCAAUUAGUGGUUCUAUUAGCACGCCACGCGUCCCGAGAGGUGUCAAGCCUCUGGAGAGUCGUAGAGUUGCUAAUCUAUCUGGUGAUGAGUUUGAUUUGCGAGAGGAAGUGAUGUCCUGUAUAGCGAAGUCCAUUGGUUUACUUCAGCCUCCUCUGAGCGGCACCGAAUCUGUUGAGGCUUCUCCCGCAAUCUCUCCGUCUGACGGUCGGCGUUCAUCAGGGCUAUUUACACCAUCUUUCAGUUCUCUGUCACUUCUGGAUAUAGGUGAUGACGUUUCUAGUGUCACGGGAGGGACAUCAUCCAGCCAAUCGAUCGAUGGUUAUAUGAGCGGUCUUGAUAAUGAGGUGGAGAUGCUGUUCUUCGCUGCUGGCACGACCCUUGUCAAGGCAGGAGAGGUCAACACUGGUUUGUUUUACGUUAUUGAAGGAUUUUUGGACAUCCUUUUACCCACGGAUGACCUCCAGCCUUUCACGGACCAACGGCCCAGUUCUGAAGAACCUCGGUCAUCUGGUCCCAAGCCCAAGCGGCCGGAGCAAAAACUCUUAUUCACAGUCAAACCAGGUGGUAUCGCUGGCUAUCUCGCUUCCCUCUGUAAUACUGCCUCUUAUGUCGACAUCAAGGCGAAGACUGAUACGUAUGUGGGGUUUCUACCCUCACACGCCCUCGAGCGCCUGCUCGAAAAGCGUCCGAUCGUUCUGCUCACUCUUGCCAAACGCCUGAUUAGCCUUUUGUCACCUCUUGUGCUUCACAUUGAUGCGUCUUUGGAUUGGAUGCAAGUGAAUGCCGGUCAGGUGCUUUGGCGGCCUCAAGAUAUUAGCGACAGCUUCUACAUUGUCAUCAAUGGCCGUCUGCGGGCCAUUUCUGAGUCUGAAGACGGAAGCGUGUCAAUCGUUGGGGAGUAUGGUCAAGGAGAUACAGUGGGGGAGGUCGACGUCAUCACAAGCUCACUUCGCCGAAAUACCUUACACGCUAUACGAGACACUGAACUGAUUAGAAUGCCACAAACGCUGUUCAACGCUAUAUCUGCUCGGAACCCCCAGAUCACAGCCCAGAUAUUGCGAAUGAUCGCGACGCGAGUAAGGGUUGAAUUAGACUCGAAAUCUACCAAGUCAAGAAGUGUGCCAUCAGAACCGGGAUAUAACAAUAAUCUCAAAACCGUGGCAGUUCUUCCUGUGUCACGUAGCGUUCCCAUCGAUGCUUUUUCGAGGAAGCUCCAGAGUGCUCUGGAGGGUAUAGGCGCCACUACAUCUUACCUCAAUCAGGCUUCGAUAUCCAAUCAACUGGGCCGGCAUGCAUUUACUAGGAUGGGCAAACUCAAGGCAGCCGGAUGGCUGGCCGACCAAGAACAAAGAUAUAGAACAGUUCUCUAUGUUGCCGAUUCACCCGUAAAUAGUUCCUGGACUCAAACUUGCAUCAGACAGGCGGACUGUAUAAUGGUGGUCGGCAUGGGAGAAGACCCUUCAAUAGGCGAAUACGAACGGUUGUUGCUCUCGAUGAAAACGACUGCCCGCAAGGAGCUCAUUCUCUUGCACCCUGAUCGAACUGUCAUGCCGGGAUCUACGAGGGAGUGGCUAAAGAACCGGCCGUGGGUCCAUCAACAUAUACAUGUGGAGCUUCCGGGUCUAGUGCUUCCGAUUCCCAAAGUCACCGUCGUUGCCAAAGGGCCGGAUGCGGUAACUGCAUUAAAGAAUUUAAAGGACAAAGUUCAGAGUGAGAUCCAAAAGUAUCGCGGUAGACAUAGUGAUUCCCGGCCCCAGCGUUCCGCAAGAGUAAAUGACUUCUCUCGACUUGCCCGAAGAAUAUGCGGAAGGUCCAUCGGCUUAAUACUGGGCGGUGGUGGGGCUCGUGGUAUCGCCCAUUUGGGAUUGAUACGUGCGCUUGAGGAGUAUGGUAUACCCAUUGAUCACGUUGGAGGGACCAGCAUAGGUGCUCUCAUUGGUGGCUUAUACGCAAGGGAGGGCGAUAUCCUAUAUAGUGCUGGGCGUGCCAAACAGUUCAGCAGCCGCAUGGGAAAUAUUUGGAGGAUGCUAUCCGAUGUGACUUACCCAAUUGUGGCAUAUACAACAGGCCAUGAAUUCAAUCGGUCUUUGUACAAGGCUUUCUACGACCUUCACAUUGAAGACAUGUGGCUGCCGUUUUUCUGCAACACUACGAAUAUAAAUACGUCGGAGAUGGAAAUCCAUGAAACAGGCUAUGCAUGGAGAUUUAUCCGUGCUUCUAUGACCUUGGUUGGCCUACUUCCUCCUCUUUGUGAUAAUGGUCACAUGCAUGUCGACGGCGGUUAUAUUGAUAACUUACCGGUAUCUGCUAUGUUCUCAAUGGGAACUAAUGUCGUUUUUGCGUGUGACGUAGGAUCUCUUGAUGACAAUUCACCGCGAAACUUCGGGGACCAUGUAUCUGGAUGGUGGCUACUGCUCAACCGAUGGAAUCCGUUUUCAAAUACCAGAAAUAUCCCUGCGAUUACUGAAAUCCAGAGUCGUCUUGCUUAUGUCUCAAGUGUGAAAACGUUGGAAGAUGCCAAAGUUGCACCUGGGUGUUUUUAUAUUGCGAUGCCCGUACACGAGUACGGAACCUUGCAGUUCGGCAAGUUUGAAGAGAUUCAGAAAUUGGGUUAUCAUGCAGCUAUGAAAACAUUGAAAAAGUUGGAUGAAGAAGGUCGACUUCCGUCUGCGCUGAUUGAUGGUAAGGAUACAAUCAAUGCGAAGAGGAAAGGACAAAGUGCGCGCCGAAAUUCGAUAUAAGGAUAUUUUACAUAGACACCGAGUGUUGUACUAUCACCUUUUACAAUUUAAAUAAAUCACGCUAUCCAUCAUUCGAGUCAUG